Molecule: messenger RNA, 1351 nt
Organism: Prunus persica (peach)
Lineage: Eukaryota; Viridiplantae; Streptophyta; Magnoliopsida; Rosales; Rosaceae
Product: probable LRR receptor-like serine/threonine-protein kinase At3g47570
Exons: 2
Coding region: 1-1344 (447 amino acids)
Biological process (GO): protein phosphorylation
Molecular function (GO): ATP binding; protein kinase activity
Source: RefSeq, a predicted model, not a curated record
AUGUCACGCAACAACUUAUCAGGGCAGAUUCCAGAAUUUAUGGGCAAGUUUCCGUUUCUUCACUAUCUCAAUCUUUCUUAUAAUGAUUUUGAGGGUGAAUUGCCUAAAGAAGGGAUCUUUUCAAAUGCAAGUGGUCUCUCAAUUAUUGGAAACAAUAGGCUCUGUGGUGGCCUCCCAAACUUACGUCUACAUGCAUGCUCCAUCAAAAAGUCCGAUUCACCUCAACGACUACUUGCCCUAAAGGUAGUCAUCCAUGUAGCUUGUGCACUUGCCUUCAUAAUUGCUCUGUCAUGCUUCAUUCUUGUUCGUUCAAAGGUCAAGAAGUCGAGAGGUUCCCUUACAACUUCACAUUCUUAUCAAGGUUGGAAAUCAGAUUUAUCUUACUUAGAACUCGUUCAAUCAACUGACGGGUUCUCAGUCGAGAAACUGAUUGGUUCGGGAAGUUUUGGUUCUGUUUACAAAGGAGUACUUCCUAGUGAUGAGAGAGUAGUUGCUGUUAAGGUAUUAAACCUUCAACAACCAGGAGCUUUCAAGAGUUUCAUUGAUGAAUGCAAAGCUUUAAAAAGUAUAAGGCAUCGUAAUCUUCUCAAGAUCGUAACUGCAUGCUCAAGCAUUGAUAAUCAGGGUAAUGACUUCAAAAGUCUAGUUUUCGAGUUCAUGGAAAAUGGAAGUCUAGACUCAUGGCUGCAUCCUAAAGAUGAUGAACAAUAUCAAAGUAAGAGAUUAAGCCUUACCCAAAGACUCAAUAUUGCGAUUGACGUUGCUUCUGCUUUAGAAUAUCUCCACUACCAUUGUGAAAAGACCGUUGUUCAUUGUGAUCUAAAGCCAAGCAAUGUUCUUCUUGGUGAAGAUAUGGUUGCCCAUGUUGGCGACUUUGGUUUAGCAAGGCUGCUCUUGGAAGCAUCAGAUAAUUCCUCCCAAAGUCUAACCUUGUCAGCUGGGCUAAAGGGUUCCAUAGGGUACAUUCCUCCAGAGUAUGGCAUGGGAGGGCAAGUUUCCAUCCUCGGAGAUAUUUAUAGCUUUGGAAUACUGUUGCUAGAAAUGUUCACAGGAAAAAGACCUACAGAUGGCAUUUUUGGAGAUGGUAUGAGCAUUCACCAAUUCACAGCCAUGGCAAUGCCUGACCAUGCCAUGGACAUAGUUGACCAUUCAUUUCUCAUUGAAAGAGAUUUUGCAGAUGGUGAUGAUCAAAGAUACAAAAAUGACAUAGGCUACCAAGAUGACAGCCCCAUCCUUGAAACAAGAUUGGAGGAGUGUUUGGUUUCAGUGAUGCAGAUAGGAUCUCAUGCUCUGCAAUAUUACCAGCUGAGCGGAUGCAUAUGGAUGUUGUUGUCAACAAAAUGAAGGAUAC